CUCCUUGCCACCGGAAGUGAGGCUGAGGGAAAGUGCCCACUUCCGGUCCCGAGCCGGAAGUGCACGAGGAAGGGUUGAACCAUAGAGCGUGGGAGCGCAGAGUGUCGCUGGCGAUGCGGUUCAACGAGCGGGAGCUGCUGUCUCUCUCUCGGCAGCCGGCGGAGAAGGCGGCCGAAGUGCUGAUGCGGGCGCCCAAGAAGGGCAGCGCACUCAAGAAGCGCCUGGUGAAGCUGGUGGUCAACUUCCUCUUCUAUUUCCGGACGGACGAAGCCGAGCCCAUUGGCGCUUUGCUGCUGGAACAUUGCCGGAUCAUCCAAGAAGAAGAAAAUGUCUUCUCAAUCAGUUUCCUGGAGGAGCCAGAGCGGAAAUACUACUUUGAGUGCGACACGGAGGAGCAAUGCCAGGAAUGGAUUGAGGUGCUGAGGCGGGCCAGUUACGAGUUCAUGAGGAGCAGCUUGAUCUUCUACCGAAACGAGAUCCAGAAGAUGACCGGAAAGGAUCCCUUGGAACAGUAUGGCAUUUCGGAAGAAGCGCGUUUCCAGUUGGGAACACGGAAACUGUAGCCUUGAAUACACAGCAUGGUGUCCUCAGCCUAUUCCAACUCCCAUCGUGCCUGGAGUCUGCCGACGGCCCAAGCCUCCUACUCAGGGCUUCUCUAUGGAGCUGAAACCAUGACCAAGUGACUUUCCCCUUCAUGAGUUUAUUUUAAACAAGUUUAUGGGAGGAUUCUUCUCAUUUUAGGAAGUGGGUGAAGUCUCAUUUGUACGUAUCCACCUCCUUCCCCCUCGUCUUCUCAGCAGUUUUGGCCUUUUUUUAACAUCCUAUUUUUAUUUUUUACAAAAUUAGCUUUGGCCCAAAUAAUGGAGAAAAUGAUCAGUUUAGGAAAAUUGUCGUUUUAAUAGUUUGACACAGCCACCGACCCCAAAAUGCCUUCUGCAAUCCUGUUUGUGAAGACAAAGGAAAGAGGCGUUUGCCACUUUUAAUUCCCCUCUGUAUCGUUCUUUGGCAAGCCCCCUCUGAAGAAAUCUUGCCACAAAAACCCCACAAUAGGUGUGCCUUAGUCAGAAAUGACUUGAAAGGCACACAACAACAACUGUCAUUCUUUGCACAAUGUUGAAGCAGGUGAACGUCUCUCAAUGAGUGACCGCACCUCACUGUGAGCGCACUCUUGCUCUUUCUCUGAAGCAGAAAGGCAGUGUAAAUCUUUACUCUUGAAGCAAACCUCUCCUGGUGAUGAAAGUAUGCUCUCCUCCUUAACUAAGCUAGUAAUGCAAAGGGAUUUUGGUUUUAGUUUCCAAGCUUAGUCUAUCCUUUGCCACCAUCUUGUGUUCAGUACCUGGGAGAGGCUGUGUAUUCCUUCCCUCAGGCGCUCCUAGGGGGCAAUCGGACUACAAGGAGUGGGAUCCCGUGGCCCACCAAAAACAGCUUGGACUUCCAACUCCCAGAAUCCCCAACGUGGCCAAACGGUACGGGAAGUUGGGGCUUAGAACAUCCAAAAGGCCAGAUUUUCAGGGCUUUAAAGUGGGAUAUGGCAUAGGAAGCAGUUUUCUAUUUUGUUGCACCUUGCUGGCAACCCUUAAAAGUGCCGUUACUCUUCUUACCCCAAGGCGGAAGAAGCAUAAAUACCCUGCAGUCUUCCCCAUUCUUCUAGACCCUGCGCUUAGCCCUCGGGAGGCUAUAGAGCCAUUCUCAGCACCAAAGACCACUACUGAGACUUGUGUGCUCUGCCUUUCACAAAACAGGGAGACGGUGCUGAUUUUCCUUUCUUUGCAGAAUUCCUUUAUCUAGAAAACCUUUUCUUUUUGGCCUGUUCUUUUAUUCUUUCUCUCUUCUCCCCCCCAACUUUUGGGGCUGGCAGCUGAAUGUAUUUUUUAAAAACCUGCUGUGAAAUUUUUGUGAGGGCAUUCUGAAAUCUUCCUUCUGUGGGGGACUCAGUAUGGAAGAUGCCCAUCAAGAAGGGGUGGCAUAUGCCAUUUAGAGUGUUUUCUGGGCGCUUCAGAAGCUCAGCGUUUGACCAGUUUACAUCCAAAAACCUUCCCUCCUCCCCACCGCUCUGUUCCCUGCUAGCAGCCGGUUUUAUUACUUCUGUACAUUCAAUGAAAAGAUUGUUUUCUCCUUGAAA
Messenger RNA from Sceloporus undulatus (fence lizard), 2122 nucleotides. RefSeq names its product pleckstrin homology domain containing J1 (gene PLEKHJ1). The transcript has 6 exons. The coding region runs from base 114 to 563 and encodes 149 amino acids. Lineage: Eukaryota; Metazoa; Chordata; Lepidosauria; Squamata; Phrynosomatidae. The record is from RefSeq and is a predicted model, not a curated record. Gene Ontology annotation, cellular component: trans-Golgi network; early endosome; recycling endosome. Gene Ontology annotation, biological process: retrograde transport, endosome to Golgi; receptor recycling; endosome organization.